AUGGCAGGCCUACGUUGUAUGAAUCUAGUAUUGUAUCUGUCGCCUGAUUCGAUACUUCUUAAAUCCGGUGUUGCUGACUCCGCUGUUCGUUCUAUCGGUUUGACUGAUGAUAAGCAGUCUCAAGAAGCUGGGAUUCAGACUCAUGCUGCUGCUGAUGCCACUAUAAUUGCUAACAGCGUUUCUUAUUUGCACCCGGCUUCGGAGUCUCAAUUCGGGGAUACAGAGGAAAUGGGUCUGAAUUUCAUGAUGUUGUGCGAGCCUGAGGAGCCUCAAUCCGAGUUGCAUAUGAUACUGUCUAGUGAGGUUUCCUCAAGGUUCGAAGAGUUUUGUGGACCCACUCUUCUGGCCUCGGAUACUGAGCCUGAAGUUUCCUCAGUUGAUAUUGUUGAUGAGGAUGUCGAGGGUUGCAAUAAGACUCGGUUUAUAGGAUUUGUCAAAGAUAACCAUAUUGAUUUAGAAGGUCGUACGACAGUAGUGGAUCGUUUUACUUAUGGUAUACCGUGGCUCAGUAGUAAGCGCCCAGUGAUUCCUGAUUUAAAUGCUAUUAAAAAGGCUCUUGAUGCCGAUCGUAAGUUCAGUGACCAUUUACGUGAGUCAGGACAUCUGGAUUCUUAUGCUGCAGUUUUUGAUAAGUAUUUGCAGCAUGGUAUCGUUGAAGUUAAAGAAGAAAUGCUGCGGCACAGGACCCUCGACCUAAUGGAGAGUGCCCAGGCCACUCAUGAGAGGAACACUCGGUGGGGUGACAAGCUGAGGGCAUCUCCGUUCGCGACGAACUUGGUGAUGCAGCUUGAGCAUGCACAGCACCUCGCUGAGGAGAGGGAGUUGGCUGAUAAGCGGGAAGCGCGAGAGGAAUACAUCAGACAUCGUGAUAAACGUAAUAUGAUGUUCAAGAAGGCCGUAGCCGAUAGCGAUCUCGUAUGCAUGCUGAGAAGGGAGAAAAGGUUGCUUCUGGAGAAUGAGCGGAGAUUAGCUGCUGCGUGCACUGUGGAAAGAACUAACGCUAAGGUCGAGCAGAUACUCGAAGAACGGCAACAGAAGGAAACUGAGAUGCAAGAACGCCUUCUACGAAGGACAAUAUCACCAUGA
Perkinsus marinus ATCC 50983 is the source of this 1086-nucleotide messenger RNA. RefSeq lists its product as hypothetical. The record is from RefSeq and is a predicted model, not a curated record. Bases 1 to 1086 code for a protein of 361 amino acids. The transcript has 6 exons. Lineage: Eukaryota; Perkinsozoa; Perkinsida; Perkinsidae.